AUGGAUAUCUCUUCCCUGCUAGAGGGAUCCAGAGAUCCUCCUGCGACUUCUCCAGGCUCUGUCUCACAUUACCCUGCCAACAAUUCCCUGCCCAGAAUUGAUAUGGACUCGAGCUAUACUCGUAACACACAACAACCCAACUUGAUGCCUCUCCAACCAAGCAUCCAACAAACAUUGCCCACUCGCUUUCAACCACCUGCCUUCUCAUCACAAAGCUUCAACCCUCAACUACCGCCUUUCCACCAACAACAGAGCUUUGGCCAGCUACCUCCCAUCACGACCCCGGAUCAAAGACUACCUCCUCCGCCUGUCAAUGGCUACACAGCUAACGGCCCUGUCAACAAGCGACUGGCUCCUUCUGGUCCCCACCCUUCCGAGUCACCAGCAAAGAAGAAGCAAUCCAAGUGGAGCCCCGAAGAGGAUGCUGCCAUCAUUGAGCUUCGUGGUAACGGUAUGAAGUGGGAGGAUAUUUCUAAGCACUUGCCCGGCCGUAGUGCCAUCAGCUGCAGACUUCGCUUCCAGAACUACCUUGAGCGUCGCUCGGAGUGGGAUGAUGAGAAGAAGAACAAGCUUGCUCGUCUUUAUGAAAGGUUCAAGAAGGAUAUGUGGGAGAAGAUUGCCAAGGAGAUGGCGCUGCCAUGGCGAGCUGCCGAGGCAAUGCACUGGCAGAUUGGUGAGGUCGAGAUGGCCAGCCGUGCCAACGUUCCAGUUUUCCAUCUUGCUGGUUCUGCUUCGCAAUCCCAGUCACAAUCACAAACCAACGCUUCAAGAGCACAGCACUACUACUCGGCUUCGAGCUCGACUUCGGCUUCGGCUGGUCCUGGUGAGCCUCGCAGCAGUAGCACUUCGCCCACGACAUCGGCCCACGGCCACUACCCGCCGCCUUACACCUUCGCUCAACAAACUCACAGCCACACUCUACCGCAAAUGGUCCAAUCACAGCCUCUCUCACCCGGCAGCUCAAGGUCGCGCAGGAACAGUGCAACCUCACUCAGCGGUGCAGACAUCAGAAAUCGUGCAGACAGUGCACGCGAUUCUGUUAUUCCUCAACCACGAACAACACUCGAGCCACAUCGACAGCACAUUCACAAGCGUUACGUUAGUCCCUUCGCCGACAAGGUCUCAGACAGCGAGACCAACUGA
Molecule: messenger RNA, 1143 nt
Organism: Aureobasidium musti
Lineage: Eukaryota; Fungi; Ascomycota; Dothideomycetes; Dothideales; Saccotheciaceae
Source: the annotation of a GenBank genome assembly